CAAAGUCCAGGAAGACUUUUUCAGGCACUGGAAUUCAAAGGUAACACUUCUUGACGCAACACCGUCCGAACAGCGAGUGUGGUCCACGCUUCAAGCAGAGCUGAGCUGACGAGAUGGCUGACAACAGGGAUAAAACUACCGACCAAAUGAAGAUAUGGAAGGAGAACAGAAGCUCUCAGAGGCCAGACACACUGACCACAGGGGCCGGCCAUCCUGUUGGAGACAAGCUGAACCUGCAGACUGCAGGACUGAGGGGUCCUCUGCUGGUCCAAGAUGUGGUCUUCACAGACGAGAUGGCCCACUUUGACCGGGAACGAAUCCCAGAGAGAGUGGUACAUGCCAAAGGGGCAGGGGCGUUGGCGUGCUUUGAGGUGGACCACGACAUCACUCGCUACUGCAAGGCAAGGUGUUGACCAGUCGGCAAAACGACACCUAUCGCUGUCCGCUUCUCCACUGUGGCUGGCGAAUCAGGAUCAGCAGACACAGUGCGAGACCCCCGAGGCUUCGCAGUCAAGUUUUACACUGAGGAGGGCAACUGGGACCUGACAGGAAACAACACCCCAAUUUUCUUCAUCAGGGACGCCCUGCUGUUCCCGUCCUUCAUCCACUCCCAGAAGCGCAAUCCUCAAACCCACAUGAAAGACCCCGACAUGGUGUGGGACUUCUGGAGCCUGAGGCCUGAGUGUCUGCAUCAGGUGUCUUUCUUGUUCAGCGAUCGAGGUUUGCCUGAUGGCCACCGCCACAUGAACGGCUACGGCUCCCACACCUUUAAACUGGUCAAUGCUGAUGGUGAGCGUUUCUACUGCAAGUUCCACUACAAGACUGAUCAGGGAAUAAAGAAUCUGACAGUAGAGGAGGCAGACCGCCUGGCUGCCACCAACCCAGAUUAUGCCAUUGGAGAUUUGUUCAACGCCAUUGCUAAUGGCAACUUCCCAUCCUGGACCUUCUACAUCCAGGUCAUGACCUUUGAGCAGGCUGAGAAGUUCCAGUUCAACCCCUUCGAUCUUACCAAGGUUUGGUCACAUAAAGAAUACCCUUUGAUCCCUGUGGGCAAAAUGGUGCUCAACAGGAAUCCAGUCAACUACUUUGCAGAGGUGGAGCAGCUGGCAUUUGACCCCAGCAACAUGCCACCGGGCAUCGAGCCGAGCCCCGACAAGAUGUUGCAGGGUCGCCUGUUCUCCUACCCAGACACACAUCGACACCGGCUGGGAGCCAACUAUCUGCAGAUCCCAGUCAACUGCCCCUUCAGAGCCCGUGUGGCCAACUACCAGCGUGAUGGUCCAAUGUGCAUGUUUGACAACCAAGGUGGAGCUCCAAACUACUUUCCCAACAGCUUCAGUGCCCCAGAGACCCAGCCUCAGUUUGUGGAGUCCAAGUUCAAGGUGUCUCCAGAUGUGGCCCGUUACAACAGUGCAGAUGAAGAUAAUUUCACACAGGUCUGUACUUUCUACACCCAAGUGCUGAAUGAAGAGGAGCGCCAGAGACUUUGUGAGAAUAUGGCAGGGGCCCUGAAGGGAGCCCAGUUCUUCAUCCAAAAACGCAUGGUCGAGAACUUGAAGGCUGUCCAUCCAGACUAUGGAAACAGGGUUCAGACCCUUCUCAACAAGUACAAUGCAGAGGCCCAGAAGAGCGCCAAUGUGCACGUUUACAGCCGUCCAGGAGUCUCUGCCUUUGCUGCGUCCUCCAAGAUGUGAUGCUUCAAAUCUCCACUAGGGGCAGCCCCCUCAUUUCUCUAGGAGCAAAUGCACUUAUUGAUUACUGCUACUACCACUAACAAGACUGGACUUAACUCUCGAAUUACAGUCAGACACAAGACUGAAAUACUAAUAUUGUGGUUUCCAGGUUAAUUCAUGCAAUUCAAAUAGUUGAUUUUCUUCAAAAUUCUCAAAGCUGGCAAUAUCGAGGAAGCUGUUGAUCUCUGAUAAAACCCUGGGAGGUAAAUCUGUCUUGACUCAACAGCCAUUUCGAAAGAAAUCAGCCGGAUUAGUUUUUUAGGAAUUAAAAAUAGACCACCAUGUUGUCUAAUUUUGACAGCCGACUGUUUGGUUGUACCAAAAACAUGCCACAUUUGAGUGUUUGACUUUUACCAUGUAAAGCCUUGAAAGUAAUUUAAAAUUAUUGUAUUUACGUUUUGAUCUGUUAGGAUUAAAUCAGUUAAGUGCUGUUACCUACUAUGAUGAGUGACGAUUGUUUCCAAUAAUUCCUCAGGUUGUGUGUACUACUAUAUUGUGAUGAUCCAACUCUUUUUAGUUUAAAUAAAACAAAUCCAGCUAUCCAAAACUACUUUAGUCAACUUUCAAAUCACACUUAUGUAAUGUCUGACAUAUACUGCAUUAAUCUUCAGGCUGGGUUCCAGUUGGUAAAAUAUCUGUUUGUUGCAUGAGCGGCUUGUAGCUUUGCUAAUACCAGUGUUUUUGUUCUCACUAUGGGCAAUGAUCCGUUUUGGCUAGUUUUCCUCAAGCGUGACUGAACCACAGAUCAUUUGAAUAAUUAUGGAAAAUAGUAUAUUUCAUAUUAAAUGAGUAGAAAAGGCUUGCUACUAGUUGUUUCCUUGUGGGCGCAAGUUUCAAGGAGAGAAAUUCUUUUCACUAAAACUAAAACUCCAUUGUGCCUUUUUAUAUGUGCUUAAUCUACCAAAUACUGAUUACUUAAACCUUAAACUGGACGCAAGCAAUUAUGAUUAAUCAAACAAAUUACUGCAAUUUAUUCAUUCAUAGAAAAACACUGUACAGUAGUGCCAGAGUUUAAAUAUCAUGUUGGUCACAGACCCCAAACAUCCUUAACAAAAAAUUAUUAGUCCAAUACAAAUUGUCCAUGUAACCUGCUAUUGACGACUUUUUGUAACAUUUCAAAUGUUCUUUAUUUGAAUGCAACUGAUUUUUUUUUUUAUUAAUGUACAAGUUGUGAAGCUCUUUCAGAUGAGAUGUGUAUUUAGUGCUUGUUAAUUUGUAAUUAAAGCUUAACAGCAGCUUUUA
Molecule: messenger RNA, 2975 nt
Organism: Morone saxatilis (striped sea-bass)
Lineage: Eukaryota; Metazoa; Chordata; Actinopteri; Moronidae
Gene: cat
Product: catalase
Exons: 13
Biological process (GO): hydrogen peroxide catabolic process; response to hydrogen peroxide
Cellular component (GO): cytoplasm; peroxisome; mitochondrion
Molecular function (GO): heme binding; catalase activity
Source: RefSeq, a predicted model, not a curated record